GCGCAUAAAAGUGACCAUGCAAAAAGGGUAUUAGUAACUGAAAGCUGCUUUAGGUUUUAUUGGAUAAUUUAACUCAAAUGUACUCUCUGACUUUUAGGUUGCUGUACGAAAAUUCUUAUAAACUACAGUACUGUAUUAUCGUGUAAUAGGUUUGUUUAUUAUACAUUAUUACUCAAAAAUUGCCUUUUCCCGCCUAAACGAAACCGGUCAGUGAUAACUGUUACAAAUUGCUGGUAGGCAGUGAUAGUACGAAGUAUUUAGGUGUCAGUUUAAAGAAACUGGCUGUUCUGUGUCACGGUAUUACUUGCGAAACAGCUACAAUAACCCAGUUGAGCUGUGUAAUAGCCAUAGCAUGAAAGUUGCUAUGGAGAUGAUGUCUUCUCGCAAAUAUGCCAUAUUUAUCUGUCUGACCAUUUUAGGUUUAUUUGCGACUUACCUUAUCUCUGAAAAGACAAAUAUUUCGACCAAUUUUGAGCCAAACAAAAGGGUUGGUGAGGUAAAACACUCAGAGUCAGUUAUAGUUAAUUUUCAAAAUUUACUACAGCAGUAUCUAAAAAUUCCGUUUGGAUCUAAAAUAUGGAGAACUUUUUAUCCCGAGGUGGAUGCACUGUUAAGAUUAAUAGAAGACAACAAGUUGAAAUGGCCAGCGCCUAUUACAAAAACGACGUCCGCCAAUUUAACAAAACUUUCGGUAAAGAAUCGUGCUGAAGGAUACAUAGUGGGGGAUACUGUUGUCGCAACUAUAGAAGCAAAGAAUGGACUGGGAGAGAGGAAACAACAUGGCGGGGAUUACUUUUACUGCAGAUUAAUGAGCACAAGUGAGGAGGGCGAUAUAUUGAACACCGGUUUAGCGUGUGACAUAAUUGAUCACGGCAAUGGAUUUUACACAGCGUCCGCCCCACUGCUGUGGCCGGGUAAUUCAACGUUGUUCGUGGACCUUGUACAUUCAAGCGAAGCAGUUGUGGCGCUUGCUUUGGAAAGUGCAGCAAGCUCCGCCAAGGACAUUCACUUUGUUUCCACAUAUCCCUCUGGAGAGGAAGUGGACUGUAAUGUUGGCUUAAAGCCGAAUCCGAGUCGUCCCUUGUGCAAUCUUUCCCACCCGGAAAAAGGUUCUUCGUGGUUUUGUUAUUCCGACAGUGCAGGAAACUGUCCCGAUGUAACUUAUACGGAAACCAGAUACGACAACCGAGUUUCGUUUGUUGGAACAACCCCACUGUUUGACCCAGCAACUAAUUUCAAAGUCCCAAUACAAAUGCAAGGCAAUGUAUUUCAAGUUAAGGAUUCCACGUAUACGAGCGAUAUAUUAAAAAACUUACCUAGAUGUGAAACGGAAUCUGGCGUGUCAGAAAGAUCAUUUGAAAAUAAAGCUGGAUUUCAAAGCGGAUUUUAUCUGAACGGUCAGUGGCAAUCUCUUCAAUGCGAACCACGCGUUGCCACAUUGCCGCCGGAACAAUGCUUACAAAACAAAGUGAUUUAUUGUCUUGGCGAUUCAACUAUGAGGCAAUGGUACUUUGCAUUGAAGAAACAUCUACAACUAAACGACAACCCGACCAAAAUGCAAGGGAGACCUAACCAAGAUGUAUGGCAAGUUCCCCGCGUUGGAUACAGACCUAGUCAUAACAUAACUGUAUAUUACAGAGCCCAUGGGUUACCUUUACAUAACCCAGGACCCCCCGAGUCGCAUACUUUUAUUGUGGAUACUUUAAAAGAAAUCGACACGGCUAAUGGGGAAAAUACUUUAGUUGUGAUAAAUCUAGCUUUACAUUUCCAACUAGUAGAUCCUCUUUUUUACAUACAAAGAUUACAAGCUGUAAGGAGUGCUAUACUUGAACUCCAGCGACGCACACCCGGUGUUAAAGUAUUUAUACGCGGUUGCAUCAGACAUAGAAAUACGAUGAAGGUUGUGCCAACAGAAUGGUAUAGUUAUAGACUUAACAAAAUCCUCCGAAAAACAUUCGCAUCGUUACCGGGUGUAGGUUUUAUUGAUGUGUGGUCCAUGACCACCGUGUUACCGAACCUUGAAAACAUACAUCCCACGGACGAAAGGGUUUGGGAUCAUAUUCGGCUGUUUAUGUCAUAUUUCUGUUAAAACAGACUUUGAUUUAGUAUUUAGUCAAUAAUUUAUAUUUCUUAAAUUGCCAUUUGUUGCAUUGUGCUGCUGCUUCUAGGUAGUUUUUUUUAUUUCGUUUAUUGUAUUUCGUAAAUAUUGUGAAAACAAUAAUUAUACUAUGCCAUUGUUUUUAAUGGUUCCAUUUUCGAUACUUUCAAAUAAAAGAAACUUUUACAAAAUGA
This is a messenger RNA of Ciona intestinalis (vase tunicate), 2292 nucleotides long. The record is from RefSeq and is a predicted model, not a curated record. NCBI's taxonomy places the organism in Eukaryota, Metazoa, Chordata, Ascidiacea, Phlebobranchia, Cionidae.